AUGGGUUUUACAGCUCCUAUUAAUCAUCCGUUGAAGCAGCACGGGAAUGAAGGACAUCAACCUGUUGCUUCAAACAUGAAACGACAUCCGAUAAUUCAAGGAUUGAUUGCCUUCUUGCAAAGUCCAUUCUGGAUUAAUCCGAUUCAAAGUUUCAUUGAUGAAAAUUGUUUGUAUUUUGAUGGAGAGGAGGAGAAUUGUUUGGAAUUGACUCAGGUUCAUGAGAGGUUCCGAGAAUUGAUUGAGAACUUGCUUGAGUUUUUACUGGGAGAGAUGCAUGUUUCUCAUGAAGAGGUUUGUAGCAGUGUCAUUUCGAAUCGCUCUCUUCAUCAUCUUGCUGAAAAGUUCAUCAAAGUAUUAAUGGCUGAAACCAAUGAUGAAACCUUAGGACAAGCAUUGGAACAUAUCAUGGCCAUGGAUGAUUACUUGAGUUUUAGAAAAAUUAUGGAAAGAAGAAAUCUACAAUUAGAAUGUGAGGCAUUAGAUACUCUCAAAAAGAAGGCCGAUCUCCAAGAAGAUGACGACGAGGAAUUGCGAAAAGCUUUGGAAAUUUCCAAAAGAGAGCAUGACGAGCUCAUGAAACAAAAGAAAACAGUUGAAGAAAAAGAGGAAUACGAUCUGGUCAUUGGUGCUUCCUUAUCUGAACAUGAAAGAGAACUGGCUGAAAGACAACGACAAUUGGAGCAAGCAGAACUUGAGAUGGCCAUCGCCAUUUCUUUAUCUUUGCAGGAAGAACAAAAAAGAAGAGAACUUGAGGAAGAGGAAAAACGAAACGAAGAAGUGUUAAAGAAACAAUUGCAGGAAGAGGAAUCCAUAAGGAAAAUGGAAGAAGAAAAAGAACGUCGAGCACUUGAAGAAAAGCUAAAACAACUUCAGCUCUUGAAAGAAGAAGAGCGCCGUUUGCAUCUGGAAAAAGAAAGGCAGGCUCUUCUUUUGAAGGAAGCAGAGGAAAAGCGAAAGAGAGAGGAAGAGGAAAGGCUAAAACUUCAACAGCAACAAGCAGAACAGCAAAUGAUUCAAAUUGAAAAACCUCAAUCAAAACAGGAAGAUACGUUUAAGUUCAACUUUACCAGUUCAAGAUCAGAGGAAUCCAUAAAGGAAGAAAUGCUUCGAAUUCAGAAAGAACGCGAAUUGCUUCAAAAAUUAAUGGUUGAAAGAGAAAAACAAAAGGAAGAGGAGAUUAAGAAUGCAAAAUCUACAACUGAAACCGUACAAAACGAAGAAAGAAAAAAGAAGAAGGAAGAGCUCAAAGAGGCCAAAGAAAAACUUGUGGAAAAGAAAAAACAAGAAAGAGAAGAAAAAUUGAAAGAUUUUAAAUCAAAGCUGGCACUCAAGAAGCAAGGUUCUUCUGAGAGUAUUAGCUCAACCACAUCAUCCUUGUCUUCUAUUUCCAACUCAUCUACUUCAAGUCCCAAGAAUUCAUCAGAUGAAGAGGAUGCAGAAACACGUAGAAGAUUAAUGAGGGAAGCUCUUUCGAGAAGAGUCAAAGAAGAUCUGUUAAGACAAUCUCAACCACAAAGUCAUGAAAUUCCCAAUAACAAACCACAACCCAAACAAGUACUGGACACCGAUGCUUCCAGUCACCUGCGUUCUCUUUUACAGAAUGUGGUUCGUAAUUUGAAGAAUGAGGGCGACGAUGACUUUGUUUUCAGCGAAACCAAAUAA
Naegleria fowleri is the source of this 1662-nucleotide messenger RNA. RefSeq lists its product as uncharacterized. The record is from RefSeq and is a predicted model, not a curated record. Gene Ontology annotation, cellular component: ciliary base; axoneme. The coding region runs from base 1 to 1662 and encodes 553 amino acids. Lineage: Eukaryota; Heterolobosea; Eutetramitea; Acrasida; Naegleriidae. The transcript has 5 exons.